Messenger RNA from Lactuca saligna, 306 nucleotides. The record is from the annotation of a GenBank genome assembly. Lineage: Eukaryota; Viridiplantae; Streptophyta; Magnoliopsida; Asterales; Asteraceae.
AUGUUGCCCACAUCGUCUUUACGUCACUGCUUGGCUGAACAAAAUUUCUUGGUCAAAGAGUCAAAGAAUCUUGGUCUUCGCCACAACCACAAUGAAAUUAUGGUAACGAGGGGGCAUGGGAAUCGAAUUGUAGGCUACCCAUUGGCAUAUGUUGGUCUUGGUGAUGGUUUACAUCUAUUUUCAACCAAGAUAAGAAUAUUCAGCAGAACCAAGUGGGUUAAAACCGAAACAGUUAAUCUACCCUUAUUCGUCCCACAAAAUCAAGGAGAGCGUGUAUACUUGGUCCUACAGGAAAGUUAUGUUUAG